Molecule: messenger RNA, 4712 nt
Organism: Silurus meridionalis
Lineage: Eukaryota; Metazoa; Chordata; Actinopteri; Siluriformes; Siluridae
Gene: hyal3
Product: hyaluronidase 3
Exons: 4
Coding region: 2385-3644 (419 amino acids)
Biological process (GO): hyaluronan catabolic process; carbohydrate metabolic process
Cellular component (GO): acrosomal vesicle
Molecular function (GO): hyalurononglucosaminidase activity
Source: RefSeq, a predicted model, not a curated record
CUGUGAUCACAUGAACAUUAGCAGGAAGUAGAAGGAGAAAUGCAUAGUGGAUUUGGAAUCACUGACACUCACAGGGUAGAUCACUUUCACAUCCGGGCAACUUGCAUUCAAACCGGAGAGUGAGAUUUAAAAAACAACAACAACAACAACAACAAAAACGUUAAAUCCGUUAAUCGGUAGCUCUGCGAUGAAGGGUAUUACUUCAACAUCACCACUAAGAUUAAAUCUAGACUAAAUAUUCAAGCUAUCGAACUGGAUUGCUGUCCUAUUUUAAUAUAUUAUUAUAUUAUGUUUUUCAUUAUAAUAAACGCUCCUUAUUGUGUUAACACGAGGCAACACCAUAUUAGGAAAAGUUCGUUUUACUCAAGCUUUUGUAAAUAUACAGCUCCCUCUGGUGGUCAUUUAGUACAACUGCUGCCAGUUUAUAAACAGUUUGAGCCAAUGUUUGCACAUCCUCCUUACAUUUACGGCAUUUGGCAGACGCCCUUAUCCAGAGCUACUUACAAUUAACUCAUAUAUACAACAUGAGGGUUAAGGGCCUUGCCCAAGGGCCCAGCAGUGACAGUUUGCUGGUGCUGGGAUUUGAACUCAUAACUUUCCAGUAGUUAAAAUUCCAAAACUGAGACCACUGAGCUACCCCUUUCCCAGCUUCCUCCUCAAGUAGGUUGAGUCCUAGAAGUUUGGUAAAUUGGUAGCAUGAGGAAUCCUUUGUAUUUAAACCUCCUAAAUGUGUUGCCGAACUAAAAAACAACAUAUUUGGUUUGUUGUGGUACUAGAACAAGUGUAACAAUAAAUGGGCAUUCAGAGCCUCACUCGUAACUUUUUUAAUAAAACCCUCAGGGGGCUUUUAACAAUGGACACUGUCCCAAAGUAGCGUUAUAAAAUAUGAAUUUAUAUGUUAAUGUGUCUAAGUUAAACCUUUACAAGUUUAUCUCUAAUAAACGAGCCUGUGGCGACAAUGAUUAAGAAAGAACUCUAAAAUGCUUUGAGGAAGGAACCUUGAGAGGAACCAGACUCAAAAGGGAACCAAUCUUCAUCUGGGUGCCACCGAAUGUCCAGUUUUUUAAUUGCUGAGGUGUACUGUUCAGUGAUGGGUGCUUAAAUGUAGAACGGUUCAUGUCAGUUGCAGUCCUAAGCAGGGUUUAUAUUAUUUACAGUCCAAAUCCAAACUCAGUUCUUGAGUAACUUCAUGGAUCUUUAAGCUGUUCAUGUGGAACCAUCCUCAGCUGCACUGUGUCUCCAGUUGAAGAGAACUGCAUCCAGGGGUGGUAGGGUAUUAGAAUGAAUCAGGCAGAUUUGAAACAAAGGAGGGGGCCAUGUUGCUGUUGACUGGUACCACAGGAACAUGUUUAAUUCGACAAACUCGAGAAACUUUGAAUCGGAGAUUCUCUCAAAUCUGCACAAUUUAGAUAUGACGCUAUAAAUGCAUACAAUUUGUAUCAGUGAGUUGUGGUGUGGGGGUCUACAUUUCUUCAUUUUACCAGUCACAAGUUUAUCACCUGCAGUUCGUCUCCAUUCACUGUGUGAUGCACAAUUGGAACACCCCAAUUGUACAAGUGUGCAGAGAGAUUUUUUUAGUCAGCUUGCUUUGCAAGUAUGAAAAAGCCUAACAAAUGACAUGUUAACAAAAAUGAUGUGGAUAGUUUACACCAACAAGAGACGAACUACAAUGAACUUGAGUAAAACGAGUGUAAGAAUAUAACAGCUUGUUUCCUAACAUUACUAAAUCAGGCCCCUCGAAAUUUUAUUAAGAAGAAAUAUUACCAGCAGGAACCUGUAUAAACUAUUAUAAUUAAUCAAUGCCUUCAAAUCUGUUAGUUUUCCAUAAGUCUGAGUGUUAAUAUGUACCACUGAACAACACAGUUGUGUCACCGCAUUAUUGCAUGGACCCCACAUGCCAUGUAGAUGAAUACACUUUGUGGUAUUUUGCAGGUCAGUUCAACCAAAUGUUCAGCUAAAACAUUUGACUUCGAUUAUUAGCUUAAUAAAAAGCUUUUAUAAGGUUUAAUAUCUCAGUGAGAACCAUAUAAACUCACUGUAUAUCUGACUGUAAUUCGUUCUCACUUUUAAUCAUGUGCAUGUCGGCUUUUCUGAGUACCGUCUUCUCACAAUGUGACUUUUGUCUUACUGGAACUUUCUCUUGCCACCUUCUGUUUUUUUUUACCACUUAACACCAUACUUCUGCUUAACCACUUAAAUUUUUCAAACAUAAAAAUAGCCCGAGUUGAACUGAUCUCAUGUCAGCGAACAGAGAUGCUUAGCACCGUGAGCUUUAAUUUCCUGAUUCUGAUGCUGUCUUCUUGGUGUGAAAGUGGGUGUGUGUGUGUGGCUCAGUUUUGCCCUUCUGCUUUUGUUCUACACUCAUCACUGAGGGAGGAUCCAUCAUGUUUGGAGGGUUCUCUCUGCUGCUACCCAUGCUGCUCACCCUAACCUUCCUUGUUUCAGACAGUGGCUCUGUAAUCAGGAAUCGGGGUUUCUCCGUGGUGUGGAACAUGCCCACCUCGAAAUGCAAGAAUGUGUUUGAUGUUUCCUUGCCCCUGAAGCAGUAUGGCAUCAUACACAAUGCAGAACAAAGAUUCAGAGGUGAAAGCAUAAGUCUGUUUUAUGAACGCCGGCUUGGUUUGUAUCCAUACAUCGACCGCGAGGGCUUCAGUGUGAAUGGCGGGGUUCCUCAGAGGGGCGAUCUUGAGAAUCACCUUGAAAUGUCGGAGGCACAGAUACGUUCACUUAUACAGAGAAGUUUCAGUGGGUUGGGUGUGGUGGACUGGGAGAAAUGGCAGCCUCUCUGGGUUCGCAACUUCGGCAUCCGACAGGCUUACAACGAUCUGUCUAAGCAACUGGUACGUGAGAAACAUCCAGACAUGUCUGAGGAGGAAGUCACGUUGCUGGCAACGGCUGAGUUUGAGAAAGCAGCACAGGCGUUCAUGGAGAAAACGCUGCAACUUGCAGUCAAGGCUCGGCCCAAGGGAUUGUGGGGGUUUUAUGGAUACCCUGGCUGCUAUAAUGAUCGUGGGGCAAAAGAGAGUGGGUACACAGGAAAGUGCAAAUCUGGAACACAGGCACUAAAUGACAAACUGGCAUUUUUAUGGCAGCAGUCCACUGCUCUUUACCCAAGUGUCUAUGUGUGUCCUCGGCUAGCAGGACACCCGAACACCCGGCUUAUGGUAAGACACCGUGUCCUCGAGGCGUUCCGAGUGGGAGCACAGCAUGGAGGUGAUGCCCCCCGACUUCCUGUUUUACCGUACGCUAGAGUGGCCUUUACAAAAACUCUGCACUUCUUAAACAAGACUGAUCUAGAGAACACGCUUGGUGAGAUUGCGUCUUUAGGUGCUGCUGGUGUGGUGUUGUGGGGUGAAAUGGGUUUUGCCAAGUCUAAGCACCAGUGUGAUCUUCUCCGGCAAUACAUUCUCUCAGUCUUGGGUGUGUACGUGAACGAUUUGCAUCGGGGUGUUACACGUUGCAGUAAGAGCGCGUGCAGUGGUAACGGUCGCUGCGCGAGACGCAACCCUCAUUCCGAUCACAUGAUUUCCCUGCUCGACACUGGGGGUGAACAUGGCCAUGACCUAAGAUCAAAAUUCAAAUGUCUGUGCUAUGAAGGGUGGCGUGGAGAGCAGUGUGAGGAGAACAUCGCGGAUGUGAAGUGAAGCCAGUGCUAACACAACUUCCAGAUCGUGUUUUAAAUUCUGAAAUUUUAAAUAAUCAGUUCCAGCACAAAGUAGUUUUUUGUUUUAUAGGGGUUUUUUUUAUUGUUUUAUGCAAAAUACACAUAUCUCAUCAAAAUAACACAUGGUCCUUAUGUACCUGUUAUAUGAUUUGUACAGCUUUUUUAUAAGCAGUCAUAUUCUUUGGCAAAUCUCUCAAAUCUCCAGAUGUUAAGGUUAGCUGCAAAGCAGAUUUUGGUGUUUUUUUAAUCAGAUCGAUCACUGUAAUACAAAUGUGAUUCUCCUUCUACUGUGUUCAUUUAUAGUGACACUCCUUAGAACAGAACUAAACUGCAAACUUUAAGUACAAAUGCAAAAAUGUGGUGGGUCAGUCUGUUAUCAGGGUACAACAUUGGACCACAAGAUCCACUGAAUUUUGAGGCUGCAUUUGGUUGAGUCAUGUUCCAGCUUUGCUGCCAUUCUGAUCAUUGAUCUACUAAAGAAGAUAAUUUGCAAAUCCAGCUUUGUUUAAUAGGUAAAUAAAAGUAGAACAGAAGCUGUUUAAAGCACCUAAUAAGUCUAUAUACUAAAACAUAGCUGUAAUCCACAUGCCUGAAUCUCAGUUUGCAAGCUACUGACUCCAAAUGGUGCUCAUAAAUCUACUGGACUACAUACUGACUGGUAAUCUGUAUCACAUCCACAAACAUACACACCAUUAUUACUUCAUCAUAUUACUACAUGAUAAGACUCUGAAUAAUCAUUAUUCGUAGUCACAUUAUACGGCGUGUGUCUGCACUCUUAAAAGAUUGCAUGAUUUUUCAUCUUGACACACUUUUUGAUUGACCUGGUACACUGUUUUACAUACACAACAACAUGUUUUAGAUAUCUGUACAUGGUUUGUGCUGGGGGGUGAGUGUCUGAUGUCCAGUGCUGUCAGGUUUCUGCAAAGUCCUGAAAUAUGGUGGACAUUUAUUUUGUUCUUUCUUGCCUUUCCCUCAGUUCCUCAACAAGUCUUUGUAGAGUUCUGUUCUGCUGGACUGAAGAAAAUAAACACACACAGUAAAACUGAAA